CAGCAUUGAUGUCCUUUAAGAACAAAUCAGCUAUCAACAUACUUUAUUUUACCGGGUUGGUUUGGUUCCGUUGAGAAUGAAAUUUUUUGGUGAUUGAAGGUAAAUGUAAAAGUUCUUGAAGAUGACUACGGGUGAAGAUGAAGGAGAAGAUGAUGAAGGUCCAUGAUUUUUGUAAGCCAUCAGAUGAAGAUCUCCUUGCCGUGAUGCAGUCUGGCUUGAUGUGGAUCAGGGCACCUACUUGGUCACCUUUACGUGCUUCCUUGAACAUAGGGCAAGAGGAAAAUAUGGUAGAAGAAGAAUCCCAACAGAUCCUUAUCUUUCGAAAUUCAUGAGAGGCCCACCUCAUUUCACAUGAUCAUCCAAAGGCCCUCUCUUUCAGGUUCACUUUUGAACUCAGCAUAAUACCCAUAUGGGAAUACAAUCCGCCAACCGGUAAUAAUCCUUGGAACUCUUAAAAAAUAUCUCUUUUUCGUUCAAGUUUUCUUCUCUUUAUGGCGUACACCCCGGCUAUUUUAGUAACAUUUGUGUUACUAUCAUGGCUAACACCCCCAUUAUGCUCAUGGGCAUCAGGAAGAGAUGAUAGCUAUGUCCUUGAUGCUUGUAGUGUUACACGAUAUCAAGAUCUGUGCAUUCACUCCCUUGCUUCAUACUCGAACAUUGCCAAGAAAGAUCCUAGUAAGUGGGCUCGGGCUGGGGUUUCCGUCACCAUAGGUGAAACCAAAAAUACGACCCGAUACUUAGUUGCACUUAAGAAGAGGAAUCGCUUGAAGGGAAGAAACCGAAUGGCGCUUUUCGAUUGUCUGGAGGUGUUUCAAGAUACAUUGGACAAUUUGCACAAAUCUUUAGGGGUGCUUAGAAAACUUAGUGAUGAGAUAUUUGAUGCCCAGAUGGAGGAUAUAACUACUUGGAUGAGUACUGCACUUACUGAUGAAGAUACUUGUUUAGAUGGGUUUGGGGGGCAAAAUGGGGAACAAGUUAAGUUGUUGGAAAGGAAGGUUACAAGAGUGAGUUAUUUCACUAGUAAUGCUCUUGCUCUUGUGGCUAAACUUGCUUCAGAUGGGCCAUAGGUGAAGAGUGAAGACCCAUUUGACCAUUAUGCCCUUUUGGCAAAAUCUUUUAUCUUUUCUUUGUCUUGCCCUUAUUAGAAUAAAGAAUUGUUCAUAAAAUUGUUGGUAAAGUGGAUGAAACUAUUGUGUCAAUGCCUUCCAUCUUUGUUAUUUGUUAUUUUGUGGUAUCGACGACUCUUUGGAUCCGACUACAUCGUGGGGAAUUUUGCGUGUCUAAGGGGUUGUUCGGUUGGUUCUUCAACGAGGAUAUGUUCAGUUGCGGUUUAAUAGGUUAUAUAGCUUAUCUGAUAAGCCAUUCAAACCUGUUCGUUUGUUGCUUAAUCGGAUAGCCAAGCUUAUUUUGUCAGGCUGGAGAAAGUUGUGUGCAUGUAUUAAGUUGUUUGUGGGUAUGGAUAUGGUUAAAUUUUUGUUC
Messenger RNA from Cynara cardunculus var. scolymus (artichoke), 1479 nucleotides. Its product is annotated as pectinesterase inhibitor 6. The record is from RefSeq and is a predicted model, not a curated record. Bases 492 to 1067 code for a protein of 191 amino acids. Gene Ontology annotation, biological process: negative regulation of catalytic activity. Lineage: Eukaryota; Viridiplantae; Streptophyta; Magnoliopsida; Asterales; Asteraceae. Gene Ontology annotation, molecular function: enzyme inhibitor activity. The transcript has 4 exons.